Molecule: messenger RNA, 1580 nt
Organism: Benincasa hispida (wax gourd)
Lineage: Eukaryota; Viridiplantae; Streptophyta; Magnoliopsida; Cucurbitales; Cucurbitaceae
Product: RING/U-box superfamily protein
Source: RefSeq, a predicted model, not a curated record
AUCUUCUGAUUUUCUCGUCAAGAACUUCUGGAUCGCGAGUAUCGAAUAUUCUCUGAGCAUCCUUUUUCUCCUGGUUCAGAAUAAUUCUUCAGCAUCUCCUUUCUUUUCAAGUUUUGAUUUGUGCUGAGCAACUGAUUCGGUUCUGUGAAAGAUCGGAGGAGAAACCCUCGUGUACUCGCUAUGUCUUCCUCCGGAAUCUCUAUCCAGAGCGCCGAAUUGUCAGAUGCCGUUCAAGAACUAGUUCUUUGCGACCAGAGCCAUAUAGAUCGGAGGGUUAUGACUUCUUCCGGAAUCUCUAUCCAGAGCGUUUCAGAUGCCGUUCAAGAACAGUUGGAAAUGGGAAAGAAGGUAGAGAUUCAAGUAACGGGGCAUGGGAGUCACGAUGGGGCUUGUGCAAUUUGCUUAAAUAAGAUAGCACUUCAAGAAACUGCUUUAGUGAGAGGCUGCGAGCACGCCUAUUGUGCGACUUGCAUCCUUCGAUGGGCCUCAUACACGCAAAAACCAACUUGUCCACAAUGUAAACAUCCAUUUGAGUUCCUGAUUGUUCAUCGUUCUCUUGAUGGGAGCAUCCACGACUACAUGUUUGAGGAGAGUGUAUGUUUGCUUUUGAGAGCUUCAUGGUAUAAACCUCAAAUCGUUGAAGAACGGGAGGAAACCUAUGAUGAUCCUGAGGAUGAUCGGUACUAUCCUUAUGAGGAUGACGAUGAAGAGUUGGAGGAUGCUUACCUGGGUGUAUCACCAAAUCUCCGAAUCGGAAAUCGAAGGUGGGGAUUCAAUGGUUACGUGAGAGCAGGUAGACAAGAAGCCCGACCAGUUCUUAGGCCACAGUUGGCUGAACCUAGUUCAUCGAGGGAGCCCACUUCCAAAGAUAAAACAGGCCGACGAGCGAAAAGGGCCUUGAAACGAGAAGCUGCAGAUAAAGCAGCAGCAGCUAAGCAUCAAGAACAUCUAGCUAGGUUUGGCCGGAAGUGAUUUUAUAUUUAAAGCUUCUGUAUAGAAUAAGCUCUACUCAUUUCUCUGUGUACAGGUCUUUGAUUCAAUUUACUUUUCUAGUUAAUGUGCCUUAUUAGAGGUUGGUAGCUCCCAAUUAAAACUAACUAAGAAUGGGGAUCAUAAAUACUUACAAGGUGUAAAUGAUGCCAUCGAAUUCAUUGUAUAAACAAUUUGAUCUUAGAAUCAAUCAUAAAAGUAUUGUUAGCCGUUAGUACCUAGUUUCAUGUAUUAAAAAAUUUAACUCUAGACUCAAAGUCAAUUAAUAGUUCACUAAACUAGCUGAUGAACAUGUUAUGUGUUAUUGUAGCUACCUGUUGAACAUCUAAUAAAAUUUGUCUUUUCAGGUGGGCACCUGGUCAAGUUAGGGAUUUUGCUCGGACCUAACUCUUUUUUCUUUUCUUUUCUUUUUUUUCUUUUAAGUUUAUUUUAAAGUUUGCUAAUGCUAAUGUUUAAAAAUUGUGCAAUCAAUAGGAGAGUGCAAAAGUUGAUAUGUAGAGAAGGGAAGGGAGCUGGAAAUAGGGAAAAAAGAAAAAAGAAAAAAGGAGGGUGCUUGCUCUUGAAGGGCCAGCAUUGCAACUGUAAGUAGG